Messenger RNA from Linum tenue, 2233 nucleotides. NCBI's taxonomy places the organism in Eukaryota, Viridiplantae, Streptophyta, Magnoliopsida, Malpighiales, Linaceae. The record is from the annotation of a GenBank genome assembly.
GGAAAACUCCCACUACCUUAUCUCCUCCCAAGUCACUCGUAGAGUCGUAGUAUCAGUUGGGAAGAAGCCCAUCAGAGUCUAAUCCUUUUGAUCUCAACUGUUUUCCUCUGCUUUGCACUGCUCUUUGUGGCCAGAAACCAAACACGUGACACUGGGGAGCAUGGCCACCACGCCCAGCCUUCUCCGAUCCUCUGUUCUUCCCAGCUCGAACCUUCACCGCCAUGCUUCCCGCAUCCACUGCAGUUUACUUCCUCCCUCUCUGCCCACUCCAUCAUCGAAUACCCAGCUCCCCAUUCCCAUCGUUAACCCACAUAAGCUCAUCGCCGGCGCCGUUACCCAUCUGCGCUCGGCUUCUCUGCCGCUCGCCGCAGCCGCAUUGCCAUUCUUUUUAGAUACCAAGGAUGCGGUGGCGGCGGGAGGGGAAUUUGGGUUAUUGGAAGGGAGGAGUUUGGCCCUCGUUCACCCAAUUGUGAUGGGCGGGCUCUUCUUCUACACAUUGUGGGCAGGGUAUUUGGGUUGGCAAUGGAGGCGGGUGAGGACGAUUCAGAGCGAAAUCAGUGAGCUGAAGAAGCAAGUCAAGCCUGCUGCAGUUACCCCUGACGGGAGCCCUGCUGCACCGCCGGCCGCUCCUUCCCCUGUUGAAUCCAAAAUUCAGCAGCUCACCGAGGAGAGGAAAGAAUUGCUGAAAGGAGGGUUCAGGGACAAGCACCAUGACGCUGGGUCGAUUUUGCUGGCAUUUGGAGUGCUUGAAUCAGUUGGGGGAGGGCUCAACACCUGGCUCAGGACUGGGAAGCUCUUCCCUGGUCCUCAUCUGUUUGCAGGAUCAGCAAUAACGGUGUUAUGGGCAUUGGCAGCAGCUCUAGUCCCGGCAAUGCAGAAAGGGAACGAGACAGCCAGAAAUCUUCACAUUGCCUUGAACGUGGCCAAUGUUCUGCUUUUUGUCUGGCAGAUCCCUACUGGGCUCGACAUUGUUCUCAAGGUCUUCGAGUUCACAAAGUGGCCUUGAGUUGCAGCCAACAUUCCUUCUUCACUAGAUGAUUCAUAUCAUAUUGUAUACUAUGUUGUAAAAUUUAAUCUCGCUGUUCUAUACAUUUCCAUCGUGUAAUCUUCCUUUUGUAAGUCGUUUCUAGAUGUCGACUUUAUUAUCAACCUAGAGGUUUCUGGUUUGAGACUGUAACAGAAGCAAAGGAACAAGAAAUCGAGAGAUUAGUUUUGGGAAUUUUAAUUCCUAUAAUUAAUUGAGGGAUAAUUUGCAAUAUUCCAAAAGUCCAGGACAGGGUUUAUAUACAAUCCAAAUAAAAAAAAAACAUCACAGAUGUGGAACAUUGAUUACAAUUUGACCAUGGCAAAUGGCAAAAAACCAACUCCUUCACAGAAAAAAGAUCAUCAACAAGAAGAGCAGGAAGACAACUUCUUCAGCUCGCUGAUCUCCAUAUCCGCUCCCGAAAUCACGUCGAUCUUUUCCCCCUGCAGCGCCCCGCCGUUGGCCUUGGCCGGAUCGGCGGAGGAAUCCAGCGACUUCUUCGACACGGCGGCGUAGAUGUGCUCCAGCACCCGGAAGAAGGCCUUGUCCACGUUGUCCCCGCUCAAUGCGGAGGCCUCGGAGAAGAAGAGCCCCUGCUCCUCGGCGAACUCGACGGCGUCCUCCGUCGUGACGGCGCGGUGGUCGGCGGCCAGGUCGGCCUUGUUGCCAAUGAGCAUGAUGACGAUGGAGCUGUCGGCGUGCGCACGGAGCUCCUCCACCCACCUCGCCACGUGGUCGAACGUCGGCCGCUUCGUGAUGUCGUACACCAGCAUCGCUCCCAGCGCUCCCCUGUAGUAUGCGCUCGUCACAGCCCGGUACCUGGCCGGCGGUGUCCCAGAUCUGGGCCUUGAUGACCUUGCCCUUUAUGCUGACGGUGCGGGUCUGGAACUCGACCCCAAUUGUGGAUUUGGAGUCGAAGCAGAACUCGUUCUUGGUGAAUCGGGCCAGCAGCUGAGUCUUCCCCACCGCCGAGUCGCCAAUCACCACGACCUUGAACACGUAGUCUAUGCUGUCCGCCGGGACGGCGCCGCCGCCGUCUCGCCGCCCGUGGGCCUCCGCCUCCACCCCGGUCAUCUCCUGAUUCAUCUCCGCCUUCCGGCACUGAAAAGAGACGUGGUUGGCGUCGCUUGUGCGUGAGGGAGAAUGGGAGAGAGAGAGAGAGGGAAACACGGAACGGAAGCGAAGGUGGCAAGUGUUUAUUGGGUCUAA